AGUAAGAAGAAUGGCUUAUAGCUCUCAUUACUGGGAUGCAGGUGUGAAACAAGUGAUUUGUGUAGAAGCUGGCAGGAUGGGUAUAGUACAAGAACACGUGCCCAGAGGAUGUAUUGAAAGUUGGAUUUAAGUCUCUGAGUAGUUUAUGCUAGGCGGUAGCAUUGAACAAGAUGAAGUCUCUGGUCAUAGAGGUAGAAACUGCCCAGAUUCUGAGGAAGUGUGAGGGAGAGCAUUAGAUGUUACUGUUGGGGAUUUGGGAAGGCCAGGAAACGUUACUCAAUGCCCAAGGAGGGUAGGAGAAAGGUUUGGGCUUAGCUUUGAGGACGGAGGGAACUGGUGGGUGGAUAUGAGGAUGGUUAUGCUAAAAGCAGAGUGGUUUCAACUAUUGAUUCUCUCAAUUCCAAACCAGGGGCACAGUAGUCCUUACAUGUUUUUACAAUUAGAAUCUAGGUCUGGACUGGGUAAAGUGAAGUUGUGAGAUGUAAAAAGAAGAUAAUGAAGACCAGUAGCUACCCUACCAAGAAGUCUCCAUAGACAGAGAAGUUGCUUUCUUGAGAGUCACUUCCCCUAGAGACUAGUGGAAGUUGAAACUUACCGUUGAAGAUGGCAGACCCAGAUGUUCUCACUGAAGUUCCAGCAGCAUUGAAGCGGUUAGCCAAGUAUGUCAUCCGGGGCUUUUAUGGCAUUGAGCAUGUGUUGGCCUUGGACAUCUUGAUCCGGAACCCUUGUGUAAAAGAAGAGGACAUGCUGGAGCUGCUCAAGUUUGACCGGAAGCAGCUUCGAUCCGUUUUGAAUAAUUUAAAGGGAGACAAGUUCAUCAAAUGCAGAAUGAGGGUAGAGACUGCUGCAGAUGGGAAGACCACCCGCCAUAACUACUACUUCAUCAAUUACCGCACUCUUGUUAAUGUAGUGAAGUAUAAGCUGGACCACAUGAGAAGGAGGAUUGAAACGGAUGAGAGAAACUCCACCAAUCGGGCUUCCUUCAAAUGUCCUGUCUGCUGCAGCACUUUCACUGACCUGGAAGCUAAUCAGCUGUUUGAACCCAUGACAGGAACUUUCCGCUGCACCUUUUGCCAGGCAGAGGUAGAAGAAGAUGAAUCAGCAAUGCCCAAAAAAGAUGCGCGCACACUUUUGGCAAGGUUUAAUGAACAAAUUGAGCCCAUUUAUGCAUUGCUUCGAGAGACAGAGGAUGUAAACUUGGCCUACGAAAUACUUGAACCAGAACCCACGGAAAUCCCAGCCCUGAAGCAGAGCAAGGACCGAGCAGCAAGUGCUGCUGGAGCGGCUGGCCUGGCAGGUGGGCACCACCGGGAAGCAUGGACCAACAAAGGCCCCUCUUAUGAAGACUUGUAUACUCAGAAUGUUGUCAUCAGCAUGGACGACCAAGACGAUGUGCAUCGCACCUCGCUGGAAGGGAAAGCCGCCAAAGAGAGACCCAUUUGGUUGAGAGAGAGCACUGUCCAGGGGGCGUACGGUUCUGAAGAGAUGAAGGAAGGUGGCAUCGACAUGGACACAUUUCAGGAUCGAGAGGAAGCCCGUGCGGGGCCUGAUGACAACGAGGAGGUCAUGCGAGCUCUACUCAUUCAUGAGAAGAAGACGUCUUCGGCGACAGCUGGCUCAGUGGGAGCAGCCGCUCCGGUGACUGCUGCCAACGGCAGUGACUCUGAGAGUGAGACCAGUGAGUCGGAUGACGACUCUCCACCCCGGCCAGCAGCUGCAGCUCCUCAUCACCGCGAUGAAGAUGAGGAAGAUGACGAGUUUGAGGAAGUAGCAGAUGACCCCGUUGUUAUGGUGGCUGGCUGCCCAUUCUCCUACAGUGAGGUUAGCCAGCGGCCAGAGUUGGUAGCUCAGAUGACACCAGAAGAAAAGGAAGCCUACAUAGCCAUGGGCCAGCGGAUGUUUGAGGAUCUCUUCGAGUGAACUUCCCUGCUUUUCCUGUGUUAGCUUACUUCAGAGAGAAACUUCCCGGCCAGGGCUGAGGGGCUUUUCUUUAUGUAAAGCACCCGGUAGUCUGGUACAGAAGUGUAGUAGGAGAGAAAAUCUGAUUUUUUUUUAAUGUAAGAAACUUCCCAAAAAGGUAGAUAGGUUGAAAGUAUUCAGUUCCCUCAUAUUACUAAAGUAUUAAUAUUUUUCUCUAUUUCCUUAUCUAAUUUCUUCCUUUCCCUCUUAAGACAUAUUUUUCUCACUCUGACUAAAAUGUUCCUGUCUACCUUCAGAACCCUGCUAGGGAUAAACUUACCCUAGUGUUGUAGCUGCAUUGUGGCCGCUUGGCACGAUUUGAGACGAUGCCUUAUAUUCCUGUCAACCAAAGCGGCUUACCAAGAAGCAGAUCACUGCGUAGGGGAGCACCCACACAUUUCAUCUUCCUCAGAAUUGAGUUUGGGGUGCGCCUGUGAAAUGAGUGAGAGAGUACAGGAGAGAGGGGUACCUGAAUCUUGGAUCCACGUCUGUAGAACCAAUAAAGCUGGUAGAUUGUUUCGUUUUCAUAGACCUUUUGGGCUGUACUUCAGGUGACAGAGUGACAGAUGACAAAGCAGGUUAGUUCUACCCUCAUGGAGGAAUUCCAGCAGCACAUGUGCCAAGGGUAAGGAGUCUGUGUCCAGGGUUGAAGAACAGAGAGCACUGGGAACCAAGCCUUAUGCUGCGUCUGGUCAGUGUGAUUUACUUGGGAAUCUCUGACGUAAAGCGAGACUGGCCCCACUCCCCAGCGCUUGCUCUACAGGCCUUUGCCAGGGCUCUGCAUUAAGGAGCCCAUUCCAGUACAGAGCAGUGCUGAUUCCUCCACUCCCCCAACUCUUCAAAGGCCACCAGAGCCUUUAUCUGUCUCUGAGCCUCCUCUGACAUCGUCCUUCAGUGCCUCAGACUACAUUGUUGAGCAUUGUAACCAAGGAACAGAGUCAUCAGCACGGUGUUCUUCUUGAAGGCAGAACUUUAAAAAUAAAGGACUUCCAUAUAAGGUCUACAACAAUUAAAGUUUUACAGUAUUUCUCCUUGCAUUGUGACUUUUAGUUAUCAUUCUGUAGUAUAUGUGUGAAGCUGGGGACGUUUUAGGGAAUGUGAGCCUCAUGUAGAGAGACGACAGACAUUUACCUGGUUGUUGGAUGACUGAAGAUUGACAGUCUGCGUACUGCAGGUUAGAGCUGGUUAGUUUAUCGCUCUAAAGAUGUUAGAGGCUUCUCAUGGUCGUCAUCUAAUAGCAUAGGUGCAAUUUGAUUUAAACUUUUUUUGGCACUGAAUUGUCUUAAAAAACCUUUUUAUGUAUUUAUCUUAAAUACAUGAACUGUUCAACUUUAAAAUUUUGUUUUUUAAACUUUCAUGGUUGUAGAAAAAUUUAAUUUUUAAAACAUUAAUUUUAAAAUGUA
Molecule: messenger RNA, 3362 nt
Organism: Rattus norvegicus (Norway rat)
Lineage: Eukaryota; Metazoa; Chordata; Mammalia; Rodentia; Muridae
Source: RefSeq, a predicted model, not a curated record